Molecule: messenger RNA, 1128 nt
Organism: Prunus armeniaca (apricot)
Lineage: Eukaryota; Viridiplantae; Streptophyta; Magnoliopsida; Rosales; Rosaceae
Source: the annotation of a GenBank genome assembly
AUGGUGAGACCAGGGGCGAAUCUUAAGCCAGGGCAGGUGCAAUUCCAGACAGAGUCGGGAGAGCUUCUUCUCAACGCAAGUCUUGGCUGUGUUGUGCAAUCGUGGACACUGGACAGUCUCUUCUCUUCUCAUAUACAAGGAAACAAGUUAUCUUUUAUUAUGUCGGAUCACAAUCGAAACCCCAAGAAAACAAAGAAUUUAUUCUCUUUUUUUAAGAAAAAGAAUGAUGGGUCAUCAUCUUCUAGAAUGCCUCCCAUUUGUGAUGAGCCAAAUCUUCUCUCUUCUCCCAUUGUCGAGCCUCAAGUUGAAAGAGUUGAGACUCAAAGAGUUGAUAGUGGUCAAGAUUUUAAUAUCAAUUAUCUUGAGCGUGAUCCGUUCCAAGAUAUGAGGGCACAUGGCUGGGAUGAUUUAUUCAUGAGUGUGGUAUCCUUUUGUGAACAACAUGGUAUUGAUGUUCCUGAUAUGAGUUCUCGUUAUAUAAUGGGCACACGUCGUUCUUGUCAACAAAAAGAUUUUAUUACAGUUGAACAUUACUAUCGCAUUGAUGUAUUUAAUGAUGUGAUAGAUUGCAUGUUGAGGGAGUUAAAUGACAGAUUUCCAGAGCAAACAGUUGAACUUCUUAUUCUUAGCUCAGCAUUGGAUCCUCGUAAUUCCUUCAAAUCAUUCAAUAUUGGGCAUCUAUGUAAACUUGCUGAGAAAUUCUAUCCUGCUGAUUUCAGUCCAAGUGACUUAAAAGGUUUGGAAAUUGAGUUGAGGUAUUUUCAAAAUGAUAUGCAUCGCCUUCCCUGCUUUAAGGACCUCACCACUCUUCCUCAGUUAUGUCAACAAUUGGUGGAAACAACUUUGGCAGAAAACUACCAUUUGCUUUACAGAUUGAUUCAGUUGGUGUUGACUCUUCCUGUUUCCACAGCAACAACGGAACGAACUUUUUCAUGUAUGAGAAUUAUUAAGAAUAGACUUCGAAGCACCAUAGCUGAUGAAUUCCUUGCUGAUUGCAUGAUUCUCCACAUUGAAAGAGAGUUUGCUAAUAGUAUCGAUAAUGAAGAGAUAAUUGAAGAAUUUAAGAUUUCUAAGCCUCGUAGGAUAUGCAUAUUUGAGGGUAAGGCUCAUUACGUCCCCCUUGACUAG